This is a messenger RNA of Brassica oleracea var. oleracea, 1083 nucleotides long. RefSeq lists its product as uncharacterized. The transcript has 3 exons. The record is from RefSeq and is a predicted model, not a curated record. Bases 14 to 985 code for a protein of 323 amino acids. NCBI's taxonomy places the organism in Eukaryota, Viridiplantae, Streptophyta, Magnoliopsida, Brassicales, Brassicaceae.
UAUUAGGAGGAAGAUGAAUAGGGUCGAUGGAGAAAGGGAGGAGUGGAGAAGAGAAGUAAAUGGUUUGUUCUGGAUAGAGCGUUUGUUUCUCUUUCUGGUUUUCGUAUUUCCCACAUACGUCUGUGGCCUCAUCGUCCCUCUCAUUCUCUCCACUACUCUUUUGGCUUUACCCUUCUUCUUAUUCUUCAACCCUAAUCUCUCUUCCGUUGGACCCUCUGGUAUUGGUGGAUUCUGGUUAUUUCUAUUGGACCGCACCACGUUUUACUUAGGCCUCGAGUAUUCCAAACUGUUGGUUGGAGGCUUUGAGCUCACCUUCCUUUGGCGUCUCACCCUUUCCCUCUCCCUUGUGAUCCAUUCCAUCUACAUCGCUGACUACUUCCUUAGAUCUCAUCAAGCCGUACUACCUCCUCCUCAAUCUCGCAAUGUUGAGACUCCGAUUUUCACCGAUGAAGGUGAUGUGCACAAGGAAGUGGAGAAGGUGAAGGCCCAAGAGUCCUACCUUGCCAUGCAAGAAACCUACAAAGAAGCGAAAACUACAGGCGACAAGGCCCAAGAGUCCUACCUUGCCAUGCAAGAAACCUACAAAGAAGCGAAAACUACAGGCGACAAGGCCCAAGAGUCCUACCUUGCCAUGCAAGAAACCUACAAAGAAGCGCAGACUACAGCCGACAAGGCCCAAGAGACCUACCUUGCCAUCCAAGAAACCUACAAAGAAGCGAAGACUACAGCCGACAAAGCCCUCGAGACCUAUCUUAUCUUCCAAGAAGGCCAGAACAAGAGGCGGAUGAUAAGGGGGGAGGAUGUAGAGGGGUUUGUCGAGCUGAGGGAGCAAGUGCGGCGAAUCUCGGUGGAAGCGGAGAACGCAGCGGAGGAGCAGUCUCGUGCAACAGGAGAGUUGGUGGAUGCCCGGAUUCAGCAAUGGGAGGAGGACAAUGCCGACUAUCUUGCCUCCCUCCCGCUCUUGUAUUGCAAUCAGCAUAAUUAAUAUUAUAUGAUUUGAUUUCAUUGUCUCUUUCCUUUCUUGGUUUUUAUGGAGCUUGUCGGUUAGAUUUUACUAGUAACUAAAAUAAGUUGUUUAUUGCU